UAGAGGAUGAAGAGUUUUGAAAAGCGAUUUGAAUCUCAUUCAGAAUGAUUUCCAAAAUAAAGAACUACUCCGUAUGAGUGGGGUUUUGUUGGAAGAAGGCAGUGGGGUUUUGGGGGGCUUUUGUGGAUAUGUAUCCGAUUAAGCGCCUCUUCUUCAAUUGUUUCUCAUCAGGAAUCUUGCAUAUAUUUUGUUCAUUGGAUUGAAGAACCCCCCAAAAGUUUAGUUUUUGUUUCGGCGUGUAGCAAUUAAAAUUAUCAGCGUCUUUUUCGAAAUGGCGCUUAAGGUCACUUCAAGAGACAUCCAGGAGAUCGUCUCCAAGCUGUCAUCUGAUAAAGCCAAGUCUCGAGAAGAAGGGGUGAAGUUGCUGAAUACAUGGCUGGAUGGUGAGAGGAAAGCGGCAUUCUGUACGUACAUUGCAGAGAAGACUGCAAUGCUUAAACCCUAUGACAUUCCUCACUCUGAAACAUGGCCUUUCCUUGUGGAAUUGCUAAUGAAUUGUGUAUUGCUGGAGAUAUCUGGAAGCAAGAAACGGCCACCAAAGUUGACAUUCGCAAAAACUCUUCGAGUUGUUGUGCAAAGGGCCGAGGACUCUCAAUAUUCAGGCAAGACUCAGCUUCUUCUCCAUGUGGUAAAGUUUCUCUUUAAACAUGUCUGUGAUGUUCUAAGGGAUGUUCCUAGUUUCCAAUCUGAGUAUAGCACUAUUCUGCGGGAUCUAUUAGCAGUGAGGCCUUAUGGACUACACAUGAGGAAGCAUACUUAUUAUGGUCUUAUGCUUUUCUACAUGGAAAGAGUGCAAACAAGCCUUAGUGCAAAAAAUGAUGGUCAGUUGAAUCCUAAAGAUGAGAUUUUUCGCUGUAUUCUGACACUUCAUUCUCUUCUUGAGAACCCCCCUGGAGAUUUUUCUAAUGAUCUUCGCGAGCAGAUUUUAGUGGGGUUUGCUAAGUUUUUUACUCAAAUAAGGGAUGAGGGAAAAGUUACACGGAAGCUGAUAGAGUGCAUUAACACAUAUUUGCUAAUUGAUGGUCCAAAUUUGGGCCUUAAGUACCUAGAAAUCCAUAAAGAUGUGCAGCAGUUAGUGUUCAGCUUUUGGAAAACAACACAUGAUCGGAGCCUGAAGGACUCAAUUGUGUUCUAUGCGAAGCUGCAAUUAAAUUUGACUAGAGGUGCUGCAGAUGAGGGUGCUUUGUUAGAAGAACUAUUGGAUAUUACGUACAAGGAAUUGAACCAAAUGAGUAUAUCGGGCAACAAUUUCCCUUGGAGAGAGACUCUCAAGGAUGAGAAAUACCAAUCCAUGACAAGGUCUCAGUGUAGCAUCAUGGAACUUGCCGCCCUAGUCUUUUGUCGGUGUCACAGGACCAGUCUUAAAGGAAGCCAGGAAGUGCAUCCGAGGAGACAUCUACACUUGAAGAAGACGUGGAGAGCUUCUUAAGUGCUAGGACUAAGGCGGUGUAAACAGACGUUUUUACAAGCUUAGUGGAACAGUGGAUUAGAGGAACGAGUUGUUCUUUGAACCACUAUAAAAAUCCCUGGUGUCAUUUACUUACUGCA
Cuscuta europaea is the source of this 1548-nucleotide messenger RNA. The record is from the annotation of a GenBank genome assembly. Lineage: Eukaryota; Viridiplantae; Streptophyta; Magnoliopsida; Solanales; Convolvulaceae.